UUAUGUACACUUUAUGUCCAGAUUUCCUUUUCCUUCUUUAGAUCACAUGUCAGGGUACUUAUAUGCUCAAACUAUAAUGAGAGCUCAGAUAUGAUGUCACCACUUUCCAGAGAAGCAGGAAACAGAUCAAAUGUUAAGAUUAGUUGAUUUGUCAGUUUGUGUCUGUCCUGGAAACAUGUUUGUGUGCACAAACGAAACAAGGUAUGGACACACUCAAGAAAACAUUUCAUCAUAGCAAGGUCAAAGGUCAAGACCUUAGAUUUGUAACAGCUUAAACAGAUCACAUCAUGUUGGCAUUAAAAGCAUUUAAUGAAGUUUCAUUUUAACAUGUGGACACUCGCAAGAACUGAUUUUUUGCUUUUUCUUUUCCUCAUCAAACUUCUGAAGAAACCACGCCUCCUGUUACUGCAGGUGAGUAUUUCCUUUAACCAGUGCUGAAGGACAAAUGCUGCACAGCCUCACUCACUGCAAGGAAGCAGAUGCAUCAGUUUCUUUUAUGAGAACAAAAUGAGCCUAAAAAACGGGUUUGGAUUCCUGGUCAGCCCAGAGAAUUUGACUCCUGCGGUGCUCAACUGCAUCAUUAUUAUUGUUGUCUCGGUGCCCGUUCUUCUUGUUGUUACUGUCACCUACAAGUGUAAGCAAAAGAAAAACAGAGGGAGCAAAAAUGAAAAUAGGACAGCUGAGAGGAAUUCAAGUGAAGCUUUGAACUCAAGGGAAACAGAAAAUGAAAACAAGCAUUUCAAAGAAGAAGAAGCUGCAGCCCUGAAGCUCAGUGAUGAACACCAGACCGAGGAAGGAGAUGAGAAGAACCUGCAGACACAGGAGAAUAACUCACCAAGCCAUGAUGUGGAUGAGGAAGUAGCUGUAGCACAGCAGCAGCUGCAGGGUGAGGAGCAGCACAGGGGGAAUGAUGAGUUGGAUAAAACUGAGGUGAUGACACCUGACACGGUUAAAGAAAAGCAGGAGGCCUCUUCACAGCUGAACCUCGGCCUUGCUGUCACCACGAGGAACAAAAAGCCACAAGCUGAACUCAAGAGCAAUGAUGAGGAGACUGAGGUGCUCAAGACUCAGAUGCCUAUCAACGAGUCUCCGAGUAAAGAUAUAAAAGCUGAUGUCCUGAUGCUGCAUGAUGAGAAUGAACAGAAUGAACUCCUGCAGAUAGUCGAGCAGUUGCAGAAGACAGAGGCUGAACUCAAGAGGAAGGAUGAGGAGAUUGAGGAGCUCAAGACUCAGCUGGAGAAACUUCAGUGGCUGAGAAAUGACACGCUUAAAGGGAUGGAUGAGUCACAAAGGAAGUUCACCAAGCUUACCCUUGCUAUCAAGAGGAUGGAGAAAUUGGAGGAAAAUGUAGGUUUACACAGGAUACAAUCACUCUGUUCGAAGAAUGAGUCGCUGGAGAAAGACCUGCAGACCCUGAAGACAGAGCUCGAGGCCAGCCAAUCAGAGGUCAAAGAUCUAGAGGCUGAAAUCCACAAGUUUCAUGUUGAAAAAGAUAAGUGGCUGCAAGAUAAGGAGGAGCUACAGACCACACAGGGGAAACUUGAGGCAAAGAAUAAAGAGGUCAAAGAUCUAGAGGCUGAAGUCCAUGAGUUUCGUGUUGAAAAAGAUAAGUGGCUGCAAGAUAAGGAGGAGCUACAGACCACACAGGGGAAACUUGAGGCAAAGAAUAAAGAGCUGAAUGAUGAAGUAUCAAAACUACAACAUCUGCUUAAUAAAGAGAAGCAGAUGAGGAGCGAUACUGAGAUGGAUGUGGAAUCCCUCAAAACAAAGCUGGAGACCAACGGUAAAGAGUUAAAAGAAAAAGAGGCUGAACUCUCUGAGCUUCGUGCUGAGAGAAACAGAAGAUAAAGUGAUGAGAAGGAGCUGCAGACCAAAAAUAGGAAACUUGAAGCCGAGAACAAAGAGUUGAAUGAGGAAGUAGCUAAAUUACAGCAGAGGCUUGGGAAAGAGAAGCAGAGGAGGCAGAAUGCUGAGAUGGCCCUGAAGUCCUGAAUGAAGGAGCUUGAGACUAAAGACUAAGGGUUCAUGUCUUUAAUUUAGCUGCAUUCGUCAAGGUCUUCUUCAUUACAAAUUUAUUCAAAUAAUCCAAACUUUACAUUGGAAGUUCAUCAAACUAUCUAAUAUAUGAUUUAAUCAUUUUCUGUUAAAGUGCAUGGAACUAUAUCAGUUUUAAAUUUGUUUAAACAUUUGUUUUUAUUUUGUUUUCCUCAUUUUCUGCCUCUCAGCCAUUUUUACACAUAGUAGGUCCCAUCUCAUUUACAUAUAUUCAGUUAAUUAUUAAUAUAUACUACUUAUUUUUGUACAUCAGUUUUUUUCAUGUAUUAUACUUCUUAGGCAUAGACAGUAAUAUUGUGGGUCAGAAUGACCUAUAAUACCAGCUAGCUUGCAUACUGUAAAAAGUGACUGCUUAUGAGAUGCAGGUAAUUUUGUCAAAAUGCAUUUGAAACACUUUUAUUUUCUUCUAAUUUGUUCGUUCUGUUUUUUUCUGCCCUAGUAAAUAUUAUUAUUAUACACAUAUUGAGAGUGAUCCAAAUGUUAUAUAAUUAUAACUCCGAGUUUAUUUUUUUUUUUUUUUAUUUUGAUUUGAUAAUGCCAUGAAAAUAUUCUAAAUUUGUAACCCAAUGCUGGGUCAAAUAUGAACCGAGCAAACGCUGGGUUAAAG
This is a messenger RNA of Oreochromis niloticus (Nile tilapia), 2662 nucleotides long. Its product is annotated as myosin-9. The record is from RefSeq and is a predicted model, not a curated record. The coding region runs from base 508 to 1848 and encodes 446 amino acids. NCBI's taxonomy places the organism in Eukaryota, Metazoa, Chordata, Actinopteri, Cichliformes, Cichlidae. The transcript is spliced from 16 exons.